This is a messenger RNA of Xenia sp. Carnegie-2017, 1915 nucleotides long. RefSeq names its product TNF receptor-associated factor 5-like. Gene Ontology annotation, biological process: tumor necrosis factor-mediated signaling pathway; positive regulation of JNK cascade; protein K63-linked ubiquitination. Gene Ontology annotation, cellular component: plasma membrane signaling receptor complex. Lineage: Eukaryota; Metazoa; Cnidaria; Anthozoa; Malacalcyonacea; Xeniidae. Gene Ontology annotation, molecular function: zinc ion binding; protein binding. The record is from RefSeq and is a predicted model, not a curated record.
GAAAGGGAAUGUUAUGAUAUACUCACGUUAGAUUUGUUUACAUUCAUAUUCAUAUGCAAAUUGUUAUAGAAUCACGUGAUAUGUAAAUUACCUCGUGGUAUGUAAAAUGAAUUUUUAUUAAAGAGUUCAAGUCGAUACUACAACACUUGCGCUCUAAAAUGACACUGCAUGCUAAAUAGCACUUGGACACGGAUCGUAAAUCGUUUUAAAGAUCGCAAAUACCAUGGUGAAUGGCAAAAGUAAUAAGUCAAUAGUUCUUAAAAGAACUGUUUUAAGCACAGAAAACUAACCCAAUAGUUCUAAAAAAACUGUUAUGAAACUAAACCACAGAAUGCAUUUCGGCAGACUACUCCUCAGGUGUCAACGUGUGCUAAAUGAAAAGCACGACGAAGUCUCUAUUUUAUUAUACAAAUAGUAACAAACAAUAACAUGGAGUGCUCUCUUUUCUGCAGUGUGAGGAGAUUUACCCUCAUCCAAGAUGCCUGGAAUCAAAAUACGUGAUGAAGAUCGAGAAAAAAUCAACGCGAAGUAUAUUUGUACUCGCUGUCAUCUCCUCCUUGUCAAUCCAAUGCAGACAAUGUGUGGACACUUGUUUUGUCAAUCUUGUAUUAACAUUAUACCUGGGUGUUUUCCUGAUGCUUUUACGAAACGUGAGUUGAAAAGUAUUCGUUUACAUUGUCCUUCUGAACAAUGUGAAUGGUUUGGCAACUACGAAGAAUUGGAAGGUCAUUAUCAAGUUUGUGAGCAUGCGCUCAUCAGCUGCGUACAUAAGCAGUGUAACAUUCAGUUACCUCGCUCUCUCCUUGGUGAACAUUUGAAGAAUGAAUGUGAAUAUCGCAAUGUAAAAUGUGAAUAUUGUGGUAAAGAUGUCCCGUAUGCUUUACUUAAGGAUCACAUGGAAAAUGUGUGUGAGUAUUAUCCUGUGGUUUGUAAAUAUUGUAAGAAAAGAUACCAAGGAAAGAUAUUGAACAACAUCAAAACUAUAAAACGAAGGGAGAUCCGACAACAUUUGAAUGACAAUCUAAUUGAUCAUGUGAGCCUCCUGUUACGAUAUGUUAUGGCAUUUGUUACACAGUUAAGUAACUAUGUACCACGUCCAGAGUUUACCACUGCUGUUCAAAACAUGGCUGACCAAGUUACUGCUGUUCGUGCAGAUCUUUCAGAGAAAUUUGUUAUGUUAGUGGGUAAACUUACAGGUCUUGAAAGAAGGAUUGAGAGUCUCGAGGCUCGUGGUGAUAACGAUAGUAAUAAUGCCAACUCGUCAUUAGAGUAUCGUGAGCGCUUAGAUCAAAUUGAUGAAUCACUAGCUAGAAACACGGUGAAGAUUACGGACCUUGAAGCGCAACGUGGCUCGCAUGCACUGGGGUCGAAUAAAGCCAUACACAGCUACAAUGGUACGUUACUUUGGAAAAUAGAUAACUACAAUAGGAAAAGACAGGACGCCAUUAAUGGUAUCAAAACAGCAUUGUACAGUGCACCAUUCUACAGUUCUCAAUAUGGUUACAAGAUGUGUGUAAUCUAUAUGAAUGGUGAUGGUUUUGGAAAGGGAACUCAUUUAUCUUUGUUCUUUGUUGUCAUGAAAGGUAAAAGCAUUUCACUGAAAGCAGAGUUAGGAUGUAUUUUGGAGAAGAGUGAUGUUGUGCAAGAUAUGAAGGAACGAUGGAAUUUGCACAGAUAUAAAAUGCUGUCUGCUAUUAAAAAUACAAAGCAAAAGAAUGUCAGCACUAUCCUUGAAGAGCUGGAGGAUUUUCGAGUUGAAGAUGAGAAAGAGGUGAAGAACCGGUGUAUAAUGGCAUGUUUGCCUUUUGUGUUAGAUGACCAACGCACCCAUCGAGAUAUGAACAAAAAGCUAUUUUGGGACAUUGUUGAUGUAAGAGUUGGGUUAAAGAUUAGGGGAAGUUCAAGAGAUCAUUAA